This is a messenger RNA of Microthlaspi erraticum, 1710 nucleotides long. The record is from the annotation of a GenBank genome assembly. Lineage: Eukaryota; Viridiplantae; Streptophyta; Magnoliopsida; Brassicales; Brassicaceae.
AUGAAGAUAUGGAGCUCGGGGCUGAAACUUGGCUUCGCUAGUUCAUGGGUGCAAUGGAUUAUGCUUUGUAUCUCCUCUGUCUCAUAUCAAGUUUUGAUCAAUGGAGAAGCAAAAGGGAAAAUUAUACCAUCUCGUGGCCUUAGACAGGGUUAUCCACUCUCACCUUUUUUGUUUAUUAUCUUAACCGAAGCGCUCAUUGCACAAAUACAAGGUGCGGAGGAAGAAGGAAGGAUCACGGGGUUGAGAAUUGCGAGAUCAUGCCCACCAAUCUCCCAUCUCCUGUUUGCAGAUGAUAGCUUGUUCUUCUGUAAAGCUGAUGUCCUGCAGUGUGGAGAGUUAUUUAAGAUCAUUAAAUGUUAUGGAGUAGCUUCGGGACAACAAUUAAACACAGCGAAGUCAUCAAUAUUUUUUGGUAGCAAGGUUCCACAAGCAACUCGAGUUGAGCUCAAACGUACACUCGGUAUCACUAAGGAAGGAGGUAUGGGAACCUAUUUGGGUCUACCAGAAAAGAUAAGUGGCUCCAAGAAACAAGUUUUUGCAUUCGUACAAGACCGCCUUAGUAAGCGUAUAAACUCUUGGUCAGCUAGACUUUUAUCUCGAGGAGGUAAAGAAGUACUUAUCAAAUCUGUAGCUCAAGCUCUACCAACAUAUGUUAUGUCCUGUUUUCUGCUUCCACAAGACAUAAUCAAGAAACUCCAAAGCGCUAUUUCCAACUUUUGGUGGAGCAAUAAACAAAAUAGUCGGGGGCUACAUUGGAUAGCCUGGGACAAAAUCUGUAUCCCGAUAGAGAAGGGAGGUCUCGGCUUUCGCGAUCUACAAUUGUUUAAUCUUGCUCUACUGGCGAAACAAUUAUGGAGACUGUUGUACUAUCCAUCCUCUCUUUUGGCAAGGAUCUUGAAGAGUCGGUACUACAGAAAUACGUCCCCACUUGAGGUAGAGAAAUCGAAUGCACCAUCUUUCAGGUGGCGAAGCAUUAUGGCGGCCAAGGAUCUCCUCCAAAAGGGGCUGAGAAGAACUAUUGGAACCGGAGAAACAACCUUAGUAUGGAGAGACCAAUGGAUCCCAGCAGAACAACCAAGGCUCCCCAAGGACUCGGGUAUAUAUCAGGAUGCACUUCUACUUGUAUCACAGCUUUUGGAACCCCUAUCAAAAGAAUGGAUACUCGAUAAGUUGGUGGAUCUGUUUGAUGUGGAGGAUAACCAACUUAUCUUGAGUAUACGUCCAAGCCGUGUACAACGACCUGACGGCUUUUGCUGGACGUACUCUAAGCCAGGGAAAUAUUCGGUCAAGACGGGUUAUCAACUAGCCAUGCAGCUUAAAGAUCUUCUUGCUCCACAACCGAUUGUACAACCUAGUACUGAUGCCAUAAAAUCGAAAAUAUGGACCCUGAAGACACGUAAGCUGAAACACUUUGCUUGGCAAUCGGUUGCAGGAUGUGUCCCAACUCGUUGUCGUCUAGCGGAGAGGCACUGUGGCACAGAUCGGAAAUGCCCAAGGUGUGGCGCUGAGUCUGAGACCAUUAACCACAUGCUUUUUGAAUGUCCAGUAGCGCUGCAAGUAUGGGGUUUUUCGAAUAUCCCAACAAAUCCGGAAGUUUUUCCGAGACCCUCUCUGUUCUAUAACAUGGAUUAUCUCCUCUGGCGUGCGAGAGAGAUGAGAGCUACUGAAGAAAGCCUUGAGAUUUUCCCUUGGAUCUUGUGGUAUCUAUAG